Helobdella robusta is the source of this 927-nucleotide messenger RNA. RefSeq lists its product as hypothetical. Bases 1 to 927 code for a protein of 308 amino acids. The record is from RefSeq and is a predicted model, not a curated record. The transcript is spliced from 4 exons. NCBI's taxonomy places the organism in Eukaryota, Metazoa, Annelida, Clitellata, Rhynchobdellida, Glossiphoniidae.
AUGGCAUACAGUCCACUGACAGAGAUGCGAGACAGACCGACAGACACUUGUACGAAUAGCUGUGCAGAGAACGUUAAUGAAUGCCUUGCAUGGACACUCAAAUUAUAUAAUUUCUUCGUUGGAACUCUACUCGUGGUUAAAAAUAAUGGAACGUUUAUCAAAUUGGAUUUAGAAAAUUUGUGCCGCCGUGUUAACGUGGGAAACAUGAAGUUGAUAACAUCUCCACGUCAGGAAUUUGCCAUAGUCACCGAACUCAAACUACUCUUCGAAACCCAAGUAAGCCAGCACCGUUUCUAUUACGUCAUUAUGACAUCACUGAUCACGUGCAUUUGCAUAGAAAUUCUUAUUGGUUUGGUCACAGUCUACGUAACCCACAGAAGGAUUGAGUCAUGGGCGAAACUGCCGAUGACGAAAGAGUCGCUGGAAUCUUUGACAAUCAGUUGUAAUACUGAAGAGAAACCCGUUCCUGUCAAUGCAGUACGCAAAUACGAGGUUUACAAACCGCUUCAGCAGACAACAACAGUCUUAUCACAAAUCCGACCUCAUCUGCCUUUCGCUGAUUCGCCAAUAGCCAGUACGUCGACAUCCUACCAGAAACUUCCAACCAUUCGAGAGGGUCCCACCCAAGAAGAAUCAAAACAUCAAUCCAAAAAGACCGAAGUCUUUAGUAUUAAAAUUGACGACUUGAAAGAAGAUGAACCCGACGACAGAGUAUCGACAAACGCUGCCAAUAAGAAGAGCACUUGGAAUAAAACUUGCUGUUGUGGUAACGAGAGUAAGAUGUUGUGUGACAUGGACAUCUUGAAAUCUUGGCACAAUUUUCAUUUCUACCUUCUGUACGUCGUCAUGGUUCUCAAUGUUUUCAUCACGGCAUUCGGCCUGUCAGGCGAAAGUAUAAGAAUAUCCAGUUCGAAACCUAACGAAUAG